GGCGCUAGACUUGUCUCAAUCAUCUUUUUAAAAAUCCACGCGAGACUUGACACCGCAAGCUUAAAAAUUCCUGGCAUAACUAAGUAGCGGAAUACAGUACAGUACUGAGUAUUGGCCAAAAACUAAGUUGAGGUCUAUGUAUGAGAUUGGUCGCUGAUUGUUAUCUGAUAGUGAAGGCGAACACAUCAUUUUUACACUUUUUGGGAUAUUAUAUAUUAUUCAACCUUGCACUUGGAUGUGGACGAGGCGGCCAUCCUUUUUGUGACAACCCAGACGGUGUCUUUGUAAUGCUGACAUUUUCGUAGAGAGUUUUACUCUUAUCAAUUUGCCAUUUGUUGGAAUUAGCAUGUUAAUGAUUCUGAGGAUGUGCUGAGGCACAGCAUUGAAUGCUUCAUUGUAGCAUUGAGGCAUGGCCCAGAUAGGACCUGUGAAAACCAUGCUACAAACCACACAUAGUUUGUUAUUUACUGCUGCUGUCAUGCCACAGAACAGUAGCACACAGAACGGCUCGGCGCUUCACCGACAGACAAAAAGUGAUGAACAUUUACUUCUAGUUGAGAAACUUAAACAUCACAAACCAUCAUUGAGUGAGGAUCUACAAAUAUUUAAGGAUAAUUCCUCCCCUUUAGAAAAAUCUAACUGGGAAGAUUUCGUCCCUGGGUCUGGCACCCCUGACAAGAAUGGACAGCUAACAAAUGAGUUAGACGAUCAAGGAUUUGCAGGCCCAAGAAAUGUAUCAGUAAAUGUUACUCACUUACCGCAAUAUGAUAGAAUGCAAUCGCUAGGACAGACCAGUAUACUAGAGAGUUUAUCCAGAGAAUUUGGAACUAGUUUUCACAUGCAGUUGCCAGUUAUAACGAACCAAGAACAAUUAGUUGUUACUGAUCUGGACAAGAGACCUCCCCCACCUGACUACCCUGGCACAUUGACAGGCCCUGAACAUGGAUUACCUAUAAGCAACACAGUAGGGAAUGUGGCAUAUGGUGGAGAUACUGACCCCCAACCCGAGGGCUCAAGGUCAGCUGAAGCUUUGGAGGAAACUGUCAAAGAAAAGUCGCCAGUUUCACAUACAAAACAUAACUCAAAUUUUGAGGUUGAUCACGAGGCAAUAGCUGGUCGAGCCACAAAAAUGGUGGAGAUUCUGUCGGAAGAGAACACAGCAUUACGUCAAGAACUUGAGGGAUACUACCAAAAAGUCAGCAAAUUGCAAAAGUUUGAGCAAGAUGUAAACAAAGUACAGGCAGCACACCAGAAGAUAGUUGAAUCGACUAUUAAACGUGAAGUUCUAGAAACUAAGAUGAGAGUGAAGCUGGAAUUAGAUGUUAAACGAUUGCAGGAGGAGAAUAAGGAAUUACGAGCGAGUGCCGAAUGUCUGCAAAACGCCAAAUUAACAGCUCAAGAGUCGCAGUACAUCUUGGACUCGGACUUAAAAGCAGAGCUUGCCAAGAAAGACACAAUUAUAACUCAUCUCAUAGCCCAACGUAAGCAUUCUUCUUUUAAGACAGUGUCUGCGCAGACCGCAACACUCACAGAACAGCGCAACCACAUUGACCUUCUGGACACCGUCUUAUCGAAUGCACAGGCUAAUGUUUCCAAGAUGCAGGAAGAGUCACGGAAAAGACAAAUAUUAGAAGAGCAAGUUGAAUCCCUACAAAAGACGAUGUUUGCUAUGAAAGCGGCAAAUUUGAAGAGAGAGAAAAAAGAUCAAGAAUUGCGCCUUGAUUUGGAGAGACAGAUUGAAAACCUUAAAAAACAACAGAACAAUACACGCAGUAACGAGGAGGAAACAGGUGGUAGUGAUUGCCAAAGCAACCAGUCCUUGUUGGAAAUGCUUAAGAAAAAAGAGGAGAAAAUUUGCAGCCUUGAAACUGAAAUUAGCAAGAUGGAAUUGAAGUUACAAGAAGAAAGUGCAAUCAAGAUGGUUGCUCAGUCUAACAUACAAAGGGAUGCAAGGAUUGCAGCUUUAGAGAAAAAUUCCAUAGAAGCCGAGAAAAUUCUUGUGGAUACACAAACAGAGAGGACACGGCAGGCAGAGGAUAUUUACCUGGCAAAGAAACGUGUUGCCGAAUUGGAAGCAACAAUUAGAGUCUUGCAGUCUGAACUCGCUCAUAAAGACUCUCUGAUCCAAGUCCUCCAGCAGCAAUCCCUACAGAAGGAUGCCUCCCUCUCUUCCCUUGAGAAACUACUGCGAACAACGACAUCGCCACACAGUUCUCUACAGAACUUGCGGAUGGGUUCUUCAGAGUCUGUACAACAGCAGUCACGACUCUCUGGUAGUUCAAACUCCCUCCAGAACCUGUCUCAGAAAUCACCAGUAAACUCAAUGCAAAAUCUGACAGUCAAAUCACCAGCAGGGUCAUACCAAAACUUGUCAAUUCGACCCCAGGGCAAAGGGCAUGGGUCACAGGAGAGGUUGCUGAUGAUGGGAGAUUCUUACAUGUCUCACAGUACAUCUGCUUUAUCAUCUAUUGGAUUACAAGAAGUUGAGAAGAGACAUGUGUUAGAUGAGAAACUGAAGAAGUUGGAUCAAGACAUUGCCCAGCAGGAUAAAAUUCUGGACUCGUUAUUCAAGAAAUCAUCAGGCCAGAAUGUUUGAAGCAGUCUCGCUUACAUUUGCAGACGAAAUGUACUUCAUAUCUUUGAUGUUGUCUACUCUCUGACAAUGACGACUGAGGACGCUAUACUAAACUGAAUUCUGGUGACUAAUUCUGAGAGAAUGGAAUUGGUCAUGAGCUGGUUGUUGUAGCAAUGCCAAUGCAAUCUGUUGGAUAUUUGAAGAAUGUUUGGAGAGAAUUUAUACAUAAUGACUGAGCUAUCAUCAUCUGGCCAUUUGAUGACAACGGUCUCUCAAAAUGUUUUGGGAGAAAUAAUGUUCAUGGACGGAAAAUGUUGAGCUGAUGCCUACAUUCUACUGAAACCAAUAUGUUUUGGUUUUUCUUUUGUAUGCUAUCUUGGCUUUGAGACUUAAGAUUUGUGAAAACAUUACUUAACUUUUUAGGUCUAUAUUAUGAACAGAAUUAAUAUGCAAAAAAUAAUUUAUCUAUUUCUUUAAAGAAUGUAAUGAAUUUUGUAGAAAAUACAAUUGAUAAAUACAAUUUCCAAAUAACUCUGAAAUAUUCUUUUCUUUUUUUUUAAGUUGAACUAAUGUGCUGGACACUUAGUAAUCAGUUAAAAGCCCCAGAAAUUACUUUUGUUCUUUUUUUUUCUUGUUCUAAACAUUAUUUAUUAUCAUUCUGUUUUUGAUCAGUGGAUAUUCUUUAUGGUAAAUUUAUAAAUAUAUUCUGUGGCGUAAUUGAGUUCUGUAAUCAAUUGUUAGGUGUACAAACAUUUUGGUGUCUGCAAAAUGUGUUAAUAUGAUAUUUAAAUUAUUAAAGUGUUGUAAUUCAGAAAUGUGGUACAUUGUACAUAUUUUAGAUCCAAAAUCUAGUAGUUUGUCUUAUUGGCAUACUCCCAGAUAUGUAUGUCGUUCACAUCUGACACCCAAAAUACAGUAGAACCCCAGGGGACACCUUCAGGACCAAUUGUUUUAAAAGAUGCACUUUCCCUCGUUUAGUGCCUGAAAAAGUGUCCCCUUUAUAUCGGUGCCCCAAAGGAGGGUUUCUACUGUAUUAAUGCCCCCUUUUGAAGUUCAUGUCUUUGUUAUUUUUUCUUGCAAGUAGAAUUGGUGCCAGUAUUUUUAUAUUCACAAAGUCUAAAGCUUGCCAAUUAUUCUUGUAAAUUGUAGAUAUAUUCUAGCUCAAAAGUAACAGUAUAUUACCAUAGGUACAGUAUGAGAUGGUAUGGAAGUGUUGGUAUCAGUGGAUAGUCACAGAUGAAUUAUGGGUACGAUGCAAGCUUAGACAUGUUACCUAAUAUAGUAGGAAUACUUUCCUUCUUCGUAAUGAUAUCGGGUGUUAAUUAUAUUUGUACAUUAUAUUGAUUAAAAGUACAGUAUUAAUUGUUGGCAGACAGUG
Messenger RNA from Anneissia japonica, 3953 nucleotides. RefSeq names its product angiomotin-like. The coding region runs from base 410 to 2596 and encodes 728 amino acids. Gene Ontology annotation, biological process: actin cytoskeleton organization; regulation of cell migration. NCBI's taxonomy places the organism in Eukaryota, Metazoa, Echinodermata, Crinoidea, Comatulida, Comatulidae. The record is from RefSeq and is a predicted model, not a curated record. The transcript is spliced from 13 exons. Gene Ontology annotation, cellular component: bicellular tight junction; plasma membrane; cytoplasmic vesicle.